UACUCCAUUGCAGUUGUGAGCUGCCCCACAUUUCCAUUCACUAAGCUCUCCACGCUCAGAGCAUCCUUCGAUCAAAUGCCGGAGCGGAGGAAGGAGCUAUCGCGCUAGGGUUUUAUCGGCCGGGGCGCCUGGUUCGAUCGCUUAGGCUCUACACCGCAGCACGCUCGAUUCCGAUUCCUGGUAAAUCGUCCCAGAGUAUGGCACAGUCUUGCUCGAAUUUGACGAUCGACGAGGAAAUAACACAGGAGCGGUAGGAGAUCCAUCUUGGGGCGGCGAUAAUUCGCACUAGCUCGUCCAGAUCGCGUUAAGCGCUGGUUCUUAGGAAGAUCGAUUCAGAUUCUUUGAUUUCCCUCUCCCUCCCUUUCUCUCUCCUUCUCUCUCGUUCUCUCUUGGGUUGAGUGAAGGAAAAAAAAAAUGGGAUGCGCUCUCUCGAAAACACAAGACGAGCACGCUACGCUGUCGACGACUCUCGGUGAAGUGUAUGUGUUCUUCCCGGGUCUCCGGUUGCCUCGAAAGGUGGAUUUCGGGAAUUCGCUUGUCAGGGAGCACUACUCCAGCGCUCUAAUUGGAAGACUGGCAGCUUUAAGAUCCAAAGUGGUGGCUGCUGCCGAGAACGCAUGCAAGAUCGCGAAAGCAAACAACAAAGCGUCAGAAACAAGUAGUAUUUAUGAGCUUCGGAGCGCUCUCGAGAAUUAUCUAUCUGCAUUACAAGGGAUGACCACGACAGAAGCUUUAGGAGAGGAAGGCAGCCUGAGCAAUUGUUUAGAGUUUUGCUGGAGCAACCAGGAAGACGAGAUCAAGGAGAGCGUCGUGCCUAGCGUGUACUAUGAGCUCCUUUCGGUGCUGCAUCUUCUCGCUAUGCUUUCGCUUUUAGAGGCCAAUCUCACGCUCACGCCUAAACCAAGCUCUGAAGACCAGCGACUUAGACCGAAUGAUGGAAGGAAGGCUGCAGUGGAGAUGCUCCUAGAAGCCGCCCGGAUUCUGGAUUACUGCAUUGAGCGCGUGUAUCCAAAUGUUCCUGAGGACUUGAAGACGAAAUUCCCGGCUGACGUACAAGAGGAGUUACUGAAAUCCUUGCAAUUGCAAGCAUUGGGACAAACUCUCGAGAUUCAACUGGGCCUGGCCAUUGACAAUCUAAAAGCAACAUUGGCAGUGAAGCGCAGAAUAGCAUGCGAGGCAGUAAAGUAUUGGCAAAUGGCCUUUGAGGGACUUCAACGAGUCCGCUUGCAGAACAACUGGGGAGAAAAGCAUGUAUUAUUUCUGAAAUGGAAACGUGCCUCGGCAAAGGCGGCAGCUUAUUAUUAUCAUGGCCUGGUUUUGGAGGAGGGGCCGGAUAAAAGCAAAGCAGCCGCUUCUUUGCAAGCCGCCGAAGCGUUCCUCGCUGAAAGCCGGACACUGUGCAGAGAUUUCAGUGCUGCGUCCCCGGUGACAAAGAAAUCUCCGGUAUGGGGUGCAAUGAAAAGCUUAUCGCAAAAAAUCCCGGACGCUGCAAGCCGGGCUGGGAUCACCACCACCAAAGGCGUGAGCCAGAAACACAGCUGCUACCAAACAGCAAGCUUCCGGAGCUCCCAGAUUUCUCCCUCUCUCUGCAGUGGGAUGUUUACGAGCUCCCAGCGAUUGACGCGAUAUGGUCGCAGGAGAGAAGCAUCGCUCCAAGGCCAAACUAGCGCGCGCGCGCUUGCUCUAUCCAUCAAACAGGCGAUCGAAGGAGAAGAAGAAAAAGUAAAAAGGACAGACGUGGACGAGGAGAUCGAGUAAGUGUACAUUAUUGUGAUUGACACGCGCAGUUUUGUGCUAGCGAAGAUUGGGAUUGGGAGGAGAAAAUGUGGGCGCCGGUGGUUGACACGGCGCUUUCACAGAGGAACACACACGCGCUCUCGCAUUCUCCAUGCAAAAGCGUUGUGUGGCGCGCGCGCGCGCGCGGGGAGUUUGCUGGAUUGAUAUGCACAAAAAGUGAGAUCUUCUCUCACACCUACUUUCGUCAACCUCCUCCGGCCUACUCCCAACUUUUGGAAAAAAUCAAUCUAUGCAUUCCACGGAAGAACCAUCGUCUUGAAAUUAUUUACGUGGAAACAUUCAA
This is a messenger RNA of Selaginella moellendorffii, 2080 nucleotides long. Its product is annotated as BRO1 domain-containing protein BROX. The transcript has 11 exons. Lineage: Eukaryota; Viridiplantae; Streptophyta; Lycopodiopsida; Selaginellales; Selaginellaceae. The record is from RefSeq and is a predicted model, not a curated record. The coding region runs from base 415 to 1758 and encodes 447 amino acids.